CAUCAAUCCAUCAUGCCGCACUCACUACCUGAAAAUUUUUCUGCAGUCUACAAUUUCUCGAUUGCGGCUUUACAUAUCGACGCGAACGGACCCUAUGUCAACAACGGUACAGCCGCGAUGACGCAGUUAUUCAGCUGUCCGCAUACGCAGGAGCUCUAUAAGAGCGUCCUUGUGGCACUCUCCAAAACCGGGCAAGUCCACGAAAACACCAAAUUAUACAACCGUUCAUCAAGCUUCCCGAACAUCAUCGUCUACUAUGGCGAACGCAAGUCUAGCAGCGCCGAACCUUUGCACUACCGCAACAUUCAGCACUCCCGAUCUCUUCGGUGCAAACUUCACUUCGCUGUCAGCGAACCUCGUUACGAACUAUACCUUUCCCAUCCCCGACGGCUGGCGCUAUUCUCAGCCGUCCAUCUUCGUACAAGACGCAACCUUCUGCAACGUCACGGUGUCCUACACACAUCCCGGCCAGAACGACACUCUCUACGCCGAAACUUGGCUCCCAAUCACAAAUUAUAAUGAUAGACUGCAGUCCAUUGGCGGAGGUGGUUGGGUAGCAGGACGCUUCAUCCUCACCUACGCGGGCAUGAUUGGAGCCAUAGCUGAUGGCUACGCAACCGUCACCACAGACGCAGGUCUGGGUUCAAAGACCUUCGAUCAAUGGGGCAUCUCCAGCCCCGGGAACACCAACGUCUACGCUCUCCAGAAUCUGGGUUCCGUAUCUCUGAAAGACGAGGCUGUCAUCGCGAAGCACUUCAUCCAAGACUUCUACGGUGAGAAACCGAAGUACUCGUACUGGAAUGGCUGCUCGCAGGGCGGAAGACAGGGCUCCAUGAUCGCACAGCGAUACCCAGAUGCGUACGACGGCAUCAUCGCAGCGGCUCCGGCAUUACACUGGGCGGAAGUUGUCUUAGGAAGCAUGUGGCCUGGCUUCUACAUGGAGAACACAAAGCAAUUCCCCAAUGCUUGCCAGUUGAACGGGUUGACGGCGCUGGCGAUCGAGGAGUGCGACCAAGAUGACGGUAUGAAGGACGGCCUCAUCGCUGAUCCAGAUGCGUGCUUGCGUAAAUUCAACGCCACCGCCCACAUCGGCAAGAUCUCCACCUACAACUGUACACUGUACGAUGGCACGCAAACAAUCGACGCCGCAACAGCUGAUGUUGCGCGUGCCUUGUGGACAGGACCGGUCUCUUCGUCUGGCAAGAAGCUCUGGUAUGGCUACAACAUUGGCACCGACCUAUAUUCUCUCGCAGCCACGAAUUGCACCAGCCUCGGCCAAUGUAGCGGCAAUGCAUACUCAGUGACGGCCGGAAUUGAUGAGACGUUCGUGGCAAAGGGCGGUCCCAUCAACAUCACCGACGACAAUGUUUCGCACAAGCGCUUUGACCACGUCUAUCACUCAUUCAAACAGCAAUUCGAUUCCCUCAUCGGCACUACUGACCCAGACUACACCGGGUUCAAAGAAUCAGGUGGUAAGAUAAUAACCUACCACGGUCUAGCCGACCCCACCAUCUCCCCCAACGGCACACUCUCCUUCUACCGCAAAAUCUCCGCCACAGUCCCCGAUACACCCUCUUUCUACCGCUACUUCAACGUCCCGGGCCUCGGUCACUGUUGGGGUGGUAAGGGUGGGCAACCUGUUGCUCUGUUCGAUCAGCUGCGUGCUUGGGUGGAAAAUGGGACGGCGCCUGACAGCUCGCCGGUCACGAUGACGAAGCCGGAUGGUGAGAAGAUGGAACAGGUACUGUGUGCGUGGCCGAAGAAGGCGGUGUUUGGCAAUGGGUGCGAUGUCAAUGGGAAUGUCACGACGGCGUGCUGGAGUUGCGAAUAAAUGAGAGUUGACAAAAUCCGUUUCCUGUAAGGAUUGCUGGCCAUUCAUUGAUUGAUUGAUUGAUUGAUUGAUUGAUUGAUUGAUUGAUUGAUUGAUUGAUUGAUUAGUUCAAUGUCCUAUGUGUGUCUAAGACCAUGGAGGACGGGAGGUACAGUAGCUCCUCUAGUAUAGAAGGAGGGGAAGAUACAACAAAGGGGGGUUUCU
Messenger RNA from Macroventuria anomochaeta, 2035 nucleotides. Its product is annotated as tannase and feruloyl esterase. The transcript has 2 exons. NCBI's taxonomy places the organism in Eukaryota, Fungi, Ascomycota, Dothideomycetes, Pleosporales, Didymellaceae. Bases 257 to 1831 code for a protein of 524 amino acids. The record is from RefSeq and is a predicted model, not a curated record.